AUGGCAGGGCACAGAUCUUCAAACGUCUACCCUCUCCCAGGCAGUAGUGGUGGUGGCCCAGAAGGACCAAUGCCGGUGCGAGUUGACACUCAUUUGUGGUUGAGUGGCCAGGCAGCCCCGGGCAGGUUAAUGGUGUGGCCAGGUAUCGGGCCAGGCAUCUGCCCAGGCCCUGAGGUGUGGGGAGUUUCUCAAGGUCCCUCACCUUAUGAAUUUCGGAGUGGAGUAGCACCCUACGGAGCUGGUGAGACAAGGGCCUGGUCCCAGAGUUCCUCUGAGGACACUUGCCCAGGACCCUACAUUGCCCUGCGGUACAUGCCAAAUUUGACACUGCCAGAGGACGUUUCAGCCAUACAAAAAGAGAUGGAGCAGCUGGCCAAGGAGCUGAGGCAAAAGAGAAUGGCCCUGGGGUACUCACAGGCGGAUGUGGGGUUCGGUGUGGGAGCUAUGUUUGGGAAGGUGCUUAGUCAGACGACCAUAUGCCGCUUCGAGGCUCAGCAGCUCAGCCUCGCGAACAUGUGGAAGCUGCGACCCCUGCUGAAAAUGUGGCUGGAGGAAGUGGAUGAGAAGAACCUUCUGGGCAUUUGCAGAAUGGAGAUGAUUCUGCAGCAGGCCCGGAAGCUGAGACGCGCAAGCAGGGAGAGACGCAUCGGAAACAAUCUGGAAAACCUCUUCCUGCAUAGUCCAGAGCCUAUGCCCCAGCAAAUCAGCUGUAUUGCUGAACGCCUCCAGCUGCAGAAGGACCUGGUUCGAGUUUGGUUUUCUAACCGGAGCCAGAUGAGCAGCUGGCCAACCAAUGGUGUCUCCCUGAGGGAGAAUGUGGCAGUAGCCGGGCCCUUUCCAGGGCCUCCAGUGUGCUUUCCUCUGGCCCCAGGGCUCCAUUUGGAUUUCCCUCACUAUGGGGGAACCUGUCUUACACCCCUGUGCUCCCCUACCCCAUUUCCUGUGAGAGGAGCUCUCCUGUCUACCCCGGCCACCACUCUAGGCCUCCCCAGGCUUUCAAGCUGA
Messenger RNA from Nannospalax galili (Upper Galilee mountains blind mole rat), 1005 nucleotides. RefSeq names its product POU domain class 5, transcription factor 2 (gene Pou5f2). Lineage: Eukaryota; Metazoa; Chordata; Mammalia; Rodentia; Spalacidae. Gene Ontology annotation, biological process: regulation of transcription by RNA polymerase II. Gene Ontology annotation, molecular function: RNA polymerase II cis-regulatory region sequence-specific DNA binding; DNA-binding transcription factor activity, RNA polymerase II-specific. The transcript has a single exon. The record is from RefSeq and is a predicted model, not a curated record. The coding region runs from base 1 to 1005 and encodes 334 amino acids.